Stomoxys calcitrans (stable fly) is the source of this 320-nucleotide messenger RNA. RefSeq lists its product as uncharacterized. The transcript has a single exon. The coding region runs from base 27 to 320 and encodes 97 amino acids. NCBI's taxonomy places the organism in Eukaryota, Metazoa, Arthropoda, Insecta, Diptera, Muscidae. The record is from RefSeq and is a predicted model, not a curated record.
CAACUGUCUACAAAUCGAUUAACAAAAUGAAGCUUUUAAUUAUAUUGUCAUUUGUUGCCUUAGUAUGGGCUGUUGCUGCCUUACCUGCUGCCAAAGAUGUGAAGGCGGACCCCAUUGCUUUGUCGGAUGUUGCUGAUCUCGGUGCCAGUCACUCGAAUGAAGCUGAACGUCAAGUUCGCCAUUAUGGAGGAUGGGGUGGUGGCUGGGGACCACGCUGGGGAGGCGGUUAUGGCGGAUAUGGCCGUGGAGGAUUCGGCGGUUAUGGCGGUUUUGGCGGUUAUGGCCGUGGUGGUUAUGGAGGAUAUGGAUGGGGUCGGUAA